Capsicum annuum is the source of this 778-nucleotide messenger RNA. Its product is annotated as PLAT domain-containing protein 3. The record is from RefSeq and is a predicted model, not a curated record. Gene Ontology annotation, molecular function: protein binding. Lineage: Eukaryota; Viridiplantae; Streptophyta; Magnoliopsida; Solanales; Solanaceae. The transcript is spliced from 2 exons. The coding region runs from base 87 to 626 and encodes 179 amino acids.
UAUAAUGGAGGGUGCUAGUUUAAUAGUGUGCUACCACUCUCACCUAACCCAAGUUUAAUUAAUUUGGAGAUCAAACAAUAAGAAAAAUGACUAGUCGCCACUUCCUCCUUGCUGUUGCUUUCACUUUCUUUCUUUCAUCUAUUUCUGCAGAUUCAUCUGAAGACUGUGUGUAUACUCUGUAUGUUCGAACUGGAUCAAUCAUAAAAGGUGGAACUGACUCCAAAAUCAGCGUUACACUCGGCGAUGUUACUGGAAAAUCAGUAUGGAUUCCAGAUCUUGAGAAGUGGGGUUUAAUGGGCCCGUAUUAUGAUUACUAUGAAAGAGGUAAUGUGGACAUCUUCACUGGUAGAGGCCAAUGUCUUAGUCCACCAAUUUGCAGGCUUAAUGUUACUUCUGAUGGUUCUGGAGACCAUCAUGGAUGGUUCUUGGAUUUCGUUGAGACCACUUUUACUGGGCCUCACAAGCAAUGUAGUCAGAGCAUAUUCUAUGUGGGACAAUGGUUGGCUACUGAUGCCCCUCCUUAUGAGUUAUCAGUUUCACUUGAUGGCUGUAAAAAGAAGACAGGACUUGUUGAACAUGCUAGGCGUUUUGUUGUGAGCAAGCCUACUAGGUCUGCUUCAGAAUAAAUUGGGCUGUUGAGAUUCAUCAUUGAAGUUUGGUUAAUUGAGAACUAUUGCGUCUCUUGCAGUUUUAUUGAUACAUGUUUUUGAAUGUGUCCACCAGUUAUAAUGCCACGUUUUCCUCCUCGGUUGAAAUAAAUUUCUUGUUUGGGCCUUUA